Molecule: messenger RNA, 921 nt
Organism: Ophidiomyces ophidiicola
Lineage: Eukaryota; Fungi; Ascomycota; Eurotiomycetes; Onygenales; Onygenaceae
Exons: 1
Coding region: 1-921 (306 amino acids)
Biological process (GO): spliceosomal complex disassembly
Cellular component (GO): U2-type post-mRNA release spliceosomal complex
Source: RefSeq, a predicted model, not a curated record
AUGGCGGUUGAAGAUCCGGAGCAGAAGGAGGUUGUUGUUGCGAAGCGACCGGAGCAUAGAAGACGCGCAACGAACAACAGUGUAGCCCAAACCCGCGGACCACCGCAUAAUUCUUCGUUGCUAUCCGAGAGAUCGCCUUGGAUGCUGGCGGACCUACGGAGCCGCCCUAGCUAUGACUCGGAAAGCCUUAAGGACUUGCGAAACUCCACACCCUCAAUCCCUGCAAAAAAUAUUACAGAGACGAGCAGCCGUGAUACCUGCCGGCCAACGCCGGAUAUUAAAAUCAGGUUCGGCGAAAUCGCAGAAUGUGACGUUUCCCCUAACAUUCCAAGUGAAGUGGAGAUUCGAGAAAAGAAAGCGCGCCGUGCUCUCUUGGGACAGGAGCUUCAAUUCACUUCCAUAGUGGUUGACCCCGGUAGCACCUCCCCCCCCACAGAAAAUCCUGGGGAUUAUAUGGUAUCAGACGAUGAGAACGACUUCGCGUUCUGUACCCUGGAUCCUAGUCUGCCUGUUGGAAACGUGGUGUUGCAACAACGUCGUGCACAAACAAAAGAAAUAAUCAACCAAGCGGAGGCACUGUCGAUGGAUAAUGACUCUGAUAAUGAGCGCGAGCUGUUAUACGAAGCAGCUCAGAUGCGCGCGAGCAUGGAUGGCAGACGAGGUCACACAAAGCUUUCCCUGACUAUCCCUCCAGCAGGACUUACUCCUCUUCCAAAUUUGGACUACUCUCUUCUACGUUUAGGCAGUUUGCUAGUCGAACUGGACCAAUCUAAACAUAGCCUUGUUGAUCGGCUUGAGGAAGUACGUUUCAAGAACUGUGAAAUCUCGCAACGUGAAGCCACAAUAGGAGUUCUGCUCAAGGACGCCGGGGACUUUUAUGGACGCCUAAAGAAAGAACUUAUUACCCACAGAGCAGAGUGA